Molecule: messenger RNA, 1059 nt
Organism: Peromyscus leucopus (white-footed mouse)
Lineage: Eukaryota; Metazoa; Chordata; Mammalia; Rodentia; Cricetidae
Product: mitochondrial import inner membrane translocase subunit Tim17-B-like
Exons: 1
Coding region: 178-630 (150 amino acids)
Biological process (GO): protein import into mitochondrial matrix
Cellular component (GO): mitochondrial inner membrane; TIM23 mitochondrial import inner membrane translocase complex
Molecular function (GO): transmembrane protein transporter activity
Source: RefSeq, a predicted model, not a curated record
AGCUACACAGAGAAACCCUGUCUCGAAAAGCAAAAAAAAAUAAAUAAAUAAAUUAGAUUUUGAACGUUGAAUCUUGCUGCGACUGACUGCUCCAGGCCAGACGCUGGCUCCACGGAGGAGUACGCUCGCGAACCUUGCCCAUGGCGAAUUGUGGACGAUUGCGGUGAAGCCUUCACUAUGGGUGUCAUUGGUGGUGGAGUCUUCCAGGCUGUCAAGGGCUUUCGCAGUGCCCCUGUAGGAAUUCGACACCGCUUCAGAGGUAGUGCCAAUGCUGUGAGGAUCCAAGCACCCCAGAUUGGAGGUAGCUUUGCAGUGUGGGGAGGCCUGUUUUCCACCAUUGACUGUGGCCUUGUACGGCUGCGGGCCAAGGAAGACCCCUGGAACUCCAUCAGCAGUGGAGCCUUGACUGGAGCAGUAUUGGAUGCGCACAGUGGUCCGCUGGCGAUGGUGGCCUCUGCGAUGAUGGGGGGCAUCCUGUUGGCCCUCAUUGAGGGUGUUGGCAUCCUUCUCACUCGCUAUACUGCCCAGCAAUUCCGCAAUGCACCCCCUUUCUUGGAGGACCCCAGCCAGCUAACCCCUAAAGAGGGAGCUCCGGCCCCAGGUUAUCCCAACUACCAGGAGUACCACUGAGGAAGCCGCUGCCUGCCCUGCCGCCGUGGGAGCUGCUCCUCAGUUCCCUCCCGGAUGAUCUACCUCCAAGGGAGGACUGGCUCCUACAUACCCGAGACCCUCCAGAGAGGGCCUCUAUUCGACUCCCUUGUUCUGUGGUAAGGGUGGGGAUACCCCAGCAGCCUUGUCACCUGGGUCCCCUUUUUUUGUCUCUCAGGGCACCCCAGCCUCACACACAUCCCAUAUCCUCUCUCUGUGUGGCACCCUGUGUGAAUGUUUAAAGUCAGUUUUGAAAUGUCAAAAAAAAAAAAAAAGGUUGAAUCUUUGCUGGGUAGUGGUGUGUAGCAGGGUCCUUGUUGUUGUUCCCUUUAGGGGCGGGGGCCAAGUAGGCACAGAGUCAAACCACACAGACUCCGGGAGAAUGUCUAAACAAGCUCAGUUUAUUCAGGA